Dentiscutata erythropus is the source of this 400-nucleotide messenger RNA. Lineage: Eukaryota; Fungi; Glomeromycota; Glomeromycetes; Diversisporales; Gigasporaceae. The record is from the annotation of a GenBank genome assembly.
AUGACCAAAAAUCAUUCGCAACCUUCUUCACUCACCUUCCUCUCGACUUUUAAAUCAAUUUUUACUCAUAACUCUUCCAAAACUAGUUCAGAAAUUACGCAAACCCAAUUAACACUUCUCAGUAAAACAGAUCCAGAAUAUGAAAUGAUCAAAAGUCUGUUCGGUUUAACACCAAAAAUUCACGGAAUUGUAAAAUUGAAAAUGCCAACAAAAUUGGAAAAUAAACAUGAGAAAUACAAGAGGUCAUUAAUUAAUAGAUCAAGAAACGCAGAUGCUGUUACAUAUAAGAUGUUUCACGGAACUAAACGUUUGCUUAGAUGUGAUCUUUUAAUAUUCAAUGAUCAAGGUGUAGAUAUUAAAAAAGAAAAUGAAAAUCCGAGUUACUGUAAAUAUGGAUGUG